CGGCUUACUCCAGUUUAUCUAAGCAUCAUAGUAUUACUUACUAGGGAUAGUAAGUAAUAAGUAAUAAGUAGUGGUGGUGUAUAGUAGUAGUGACUCCUACCCAAUGAGGUAUGCACGGCGAAAGCGAAAAUGUUUCGGCCGCUAGUUGAAAAGCCAUGAGCAGGUUUUCGGAUUUUGGACAUGCCAUAUGUCUCCGUAGUAAGAUUAAGAAUAAUAAAAAGAAGAAGAAUAAUAAUAAUACUACGUUGACUAAUUUGGUUGGACGGGGGUUCCUGGCCUGCUUGCCUGCUUGCCUGCUUGCCUGCCCGUCUGCCUGCCUGGCCGCCUACCUACUCACCAUUUACUGUGACCUGUCUGACAAUCUCUCCCCAAGUCGAAUGAGGCUGUGUGUGUUUGGGAGGUUCCAUUUCCGAGGACCGGUGGUCACUGACUUCGAUAGGUCGCCCGACGGGCUGGAUCUGCUGGGAUGUUCGGGUUGAGGAAGUUGGUGGUGGGUAAUCCUUCAGGUUGGCCACGAGGAAUGGAAGGGUUAUUGGGUUCUGACAUGGUUGAUCCCAGGCCGUGGUUUUUGGGGGCUAGUUUUGGUCUCGCCUUUUCUUUCUUUUUUCCCCCCUCAGCUCAGCAUCUGAACAUCAUCC
Aspergillus sclerotioniger CBS 115572 is the source of this 638-nucleotide messenger RNA. RefSeq lists its product as uncharacterized. Bases 156 to 479 code for a protein of 107 amino acids. The record is from RefSeq and is a predicted model, not a curated record. NCBI's taxonomy places the organism in Eukaryota, Fungi, Ascomycota, Eurotiomycetes, Eurotiales, Aspergillaceae. The transcript has a single exon.